UUGUCUGCAUUGUUUAAUUCUUUCCAAAAUUCAUCUUCUAUCUCUGAGUCUCCUCCAAUUCAAAUAGAUCCAAUCUGGGAACUGAUCGCGAUUCUCUUCUCUCCAUGGCGGCUCCAAUCCAACUCCAUGCCCUAAGCUUCUGCUUUCUACUCCCUAAAAGCGGCCAGGAGAAUACAAAUGAAUGAGUUUUGAUUGGUAGAAGCAGGCACAUACCGAAACUACCAACGAUGAAUUUUUCUUCUUGGUUUCGACGCAGACUUUUGAGGGAAAAUGGCCAGUUCACCAGCGGCAAACAAUCCCGCGGAGAGAAGGAAGAGGAAAUUCUCGGAGUCACAGACAGUUUGAUCGAAUUUGUGAAGUCCUUCACCUUCGAAACCUUCAAGAACUUUCCUCUUCCGGAUGAAGGGGAAGCACCUCGUGUUGACCAGAAUCUCUCAGAUUGGCAGGAGCGACAUGCAGUUCUUGUGCUAUCAAAAGUCAAGGAAAUUUCCCAACUCAGAUAUAAACUCUGCCCUGGACACUUGAAGGAACGCCAAUUCUGGAUAAUAUAUUUUACGCUUGUCAAAAGCCUUGUGGUUGAAUAUGAACUGCGUGCAAUUCAACUUGAUAAACUCAGGAGGAUGGCUGUAGGUAAUGAGGAAUCUUCCAACAGCACUACAUAUGAAGUUGAAAUGGCAGAGACGAAUGCCGCAUCACAUUUAACUUCUGUAGGUCCCUCAACUCCAUAGAAACCAAAGCAUGCAUUUUGGCAUCUCAGUUUCAACUAGUUUGACAGUUCUGGAAAUUGAAUUUUCGCCCACGCACCAUGAACAGAUUUGCAAGCUGAUGAAAAUAUUGUAUAUAGAUUGAUGCUUUUGAAUCAGACCAGAAAAUAUCACUCUAGAAAAAUUGGACUCUUGCUCAAGGUCCCACCUACGGAAGUUAAACGAGAGCUAAAUGCAAAUUAUUGGCAUAGGAUGUGUUGACGUUCAAGUGCCAUCAACUCUAAAAUGCUGAGACAUUGUACUGGACUGCACAUUUCUUGACGAAAGUUAUAAUAGAAAUUACACAGCUGCAAAUUUAUACUUCCCCAA
This is a messenger RNA of Momordica charantia (bitter melon), 1073 nucleotides long. RefSeq names its product BSD domain-containing protein. The record is from RefSeq and is a predicted model, not a curated record. Lineage: Eukaryota; Viridiplantae; Streptophyta; Magnoliopsida; Cucurbitales; Cucurbitaceae.